Pseudo-nitzschia multistriata is the source of this 2131-nucleotide messenger RNA. The record is from the annotation of a GenBank genome assembly. Lineage: Eukaryota; Bacillariophyta; Bacillariophyceae; Bacillariales; Bacillariaceae.
AAAUAUUGCGGGAAACGAAACAAAAUCCAUCCCAGCCAGCAAAACAACAACCAUGGCGGAUUGCAGUGCAGCAGGAACGACUAUUGAUCGAGCGGCUCGCGCAGUCCUCGGUGGAGCGGGAGCUUCAUCCGUUUCUACCGUCACCAAGCACGCCGGUGCGGUUCUUGGACAUGCUUCGAUGUUAGCUGGUACGAAUAUGAAUGUUGCUGCAUCCAUGCCACUGGAGUCACCGGAUCAUCUGGUUAUGCCUGGUGCUGCGUUGAACUCCAGCAAUCCAGUCACCAUCCCUCCUGCGGCACAGAAUGUUCGUUCGAUCCAACAACACGAGCCUAUGUUGGCAGACGCCUCUCAACAGCAUCAUCUUCAUCACCCAGCAGCAUCUAUCACACCAAGCAACAUGACGGCCCCGCUCUACCAACAGCAGCAGCUUCACCACCAUCACCAACAGCAACAGCAGAUGAAAAUGAAAAUGCAAAUGCAGAUGCAGAUCCAAUUGCAACAGCAACAAGUUAUGACAAUGAUGUUGCAUCAACAGCAGCAACAGCAACUUAAAAUACAACAACAAAAACAACAGCAGCAGCUGAAGAUUGAUCAAUCCGAAGAGGCUGCAAUCACAGAGCAUCAGCCUCAAGCUACAGAGAAUGAGUGGUUCGAUGAUCUGGAGGAUGACUUUCAACGAGAAGGAGGAGACAUAAUCGACUCUUUGAACGAUGAAGCUGUUCACGCUAUUACCGGAGGAGCAGGUAUCGAUGAGUUGGCCGCUGCAUGGGCGGAAGCAGAGGCAGAAUACGACAGUGUACUUUUGGAUCAUGAACUGCAGGAAAAGAGUCAAGAAGGGGAAGUACUAGUGGACGAUGAUUAUGCUAAUUUAUGGCAGGGUGAAAACAGCAAUCUGCAACCCCUCACUUCAGAGCCUAGACCCUACGAAUUUAUCAAUCCUGUGUCUCUCGACGGUGGCAACACUACUGCUACUAAUAGCUCUACUUCUAACUCCAAGAACUACAUGGAAGAAGGCAUGAAACAGUUUAGAGAGGGAAAUAUCAAAGAAGCGAUAAGAUCCUUCGAGAUGGAACUCCAGAACCAGAACAUGGACAAUGCCACGGCGUGGAGAAUGCUAGGCAACUGCCACGCCGAAAACGAUCAGGACCCGGAAGCCAUCCAGUGUUUUGAGGCCGCGGUGGAACGAGACCCCUUCUGCCCGGAAGCCUUGCUGGCACUCGGGGUCAGCUACGUCAACGAACUGAACCACGAGCGGGCACUCGAAAACAUGAAAGCCUGGUUCACCCACAAUCCAAAGUAUGCCGGAUUGGAAUUCGAUGCGCUUCCGGAGACCAACACCGCGCCAGGGGACGACAUCUACGGGGCGGCUCUCGAACGAAACACCGCGGACGAUGUCACGGGAAGCCACCGGAGCGCAAAAGAAUCGGCGUUCGACGAAGCGAAACGGAUGCUGCUUGCGGCCCUGGAGUACGACCCGACCGACGCUGGGGAUCUGCACGAGGCUCUGGGGGUCAUUUACAGCGUGAUCAAAGACUACGAUUCCGCAGUGGAUUCCUUCCGCAAGGCGCUCGAAACCCGCCCGGACGAUUACCAGCUGUGGAACAAGCUCGGGGCAACACUGGCCAACGGGAGCCAGCCCGAUCAGGCCCUUCCCAUGUAUGCCCGGUCGCUGAAACUGAAACCGAAGUACGCCCGGGCGUGGCUGAACAUGGCCAUUUCUCACAGCAACCUACAGGACCACGACGAAGCCGCCCGUAGCUAUCUCCAGACAUUGUCGCUAAACCCGGGAGCUACACAUUGCUGGACCUAUCUUCGAAUGUCCCUCUCGAGCAACGAACGAUGGGAUUUGUUGCCCCUGGUAUUUGAAAGAAAUCUCGAAGGCUUUCAAGAGCACUUCGAUUUCGUCUUAUACAGCUAGUGCUCGAUUUUCGAACGUCUGCCAUAAGUAGUGCGUGCAGGAAGGGUAUCAUAUCAAUUUUAAAUUACGAAUCUCAAGGCACGAGAUGGAAAGCUCGUAUUGUCAUGAGAAAAAUCGAUUGUAUUGAUUUGUGAAAAUCCGAUGUAGAAACCUAGAAAAGCGUUUGUCGGCGACGAAACUCAAAAACAAAACCAAUAAUUUAUUAUCUCGUUC